Molecule: messenger RNA, 1329 nt
Organism: Coccidioides immitis RS
Lineage: Eukaryota; Fungi; Ascomycota; Eurotiomycetes; Onygenales; Onygenaceae
Exons: 5
Coding region: 492-866 (124 amino acids)
Source: RefSeq, a predicted model, not a curated record
UCAUUAUCAAGAUAAGUGAACUCUUCAAGCACUGCUUCACAUGGAAGACAGGCUCACAGAAGAUCUCUGAUGUUCUGAAAGAAAAAUAACUUCACUUUAAUGUUUCACACAAUUGAUUGAAAGGCCACAAGCUGUUGCUGCUGGUAUGCAGUCCUCUUCCCCCCUCUCUUAUGACUUGUCUCUGCUUUCCUCUCUUGAGAGGACCCCCACCCUCUUUUUUGCAGAUGAGAUUGAGUCUUUAAGUGUUGUUGUUCUCUCUCUCCCCCCUCCAUCAGUUGUUGCUGCCCCCCCCAUGUCAGCUUAAGCUGGUUCUGCUGCUCUGUCUCCCCUCUCUGCAGUUGUUGCUCCAGCUCCAGCCAGAAAUAUUGUUAUUGUUGUUCCCUCUGCACCAGCAGGAUUUGUGGGUGCUGUAAUUCUGCAGAAUGCUUGAGACUGCCCAGCACCCCUCUCUGUAAGACCAACAAUGAUGGUUCCAGAUCACCUUCACCCAAAUGCCACCAGCUACUACUUUUACUGAUGCAUCACAGGUCAAUCUGGUGGUCCUUCCAGGCCUCCCCCCCCAUACAGGGGCACAAGCUUUGUCUGCCCAUGAAAGAGCAUGGUGUUGCAAGCCUAUCCAAAGACCUGUGCUUAUUGCUGGUUUGGAUAAUCCAAACCAGUUAACUGUGUACACUCAGCUCCACAAGAAAAUUCUUGUGACUCAGGCUGGAGUCCAGCCAUCAUCUGGACAGAAGUGCUUCACCUGCAAGAGAGCUCAGCAAGGCUAUAGCAAUAUAGUCUUUACAGAGUGCAUCUCCACAGACUUGGGUCAAAAAUAUAACAACUGCCUAUACUAUAGGCAUCUUGCUUGCUCUUUCCAGCAGUAAGAUUAUGGAUAGUUGUUACAGGUCUUCAUGGGAGGAGCUGGAGGCUCUAAUUAUAUAGUCUUAGUUUAGUUUUUUCUUCUUUUGUUUUGAAAUCAAUUGAAUUUAGUUCAGUUUGACUAUAUCUUUUCUCUCUCUAACUCAUUUUCUAGUUCCACUACCUCCAUUCAUCUCUUUCACAAACCAGGCUUGUCCAGAUUUCUACUAUAGAAUUGUUGGAGUAGCUUUCUCAGUGGACAGACAUUGCUUACAGAAACUCAUGUCUUGUUCUUCUUAUUAUCAUAUUCUUUUCAAUAUACUCUGUACCACAGCUUGUGACUCUCUCUCUUCAAGUCAAUUAUCUUGCAGAUCUGGUACUCCUUUUCAUUCUCAUUCAUCUUGUGAACUUCAUAAUGAGAUGAGCUAUCAAUUCCUUUGCGGGUCUUGUGUUCACAGAGCAGGAAUACAUGAAAGAUAUUAUAAGUUU